AUGAAUACAACGGCUGCCAAUUCUUCCCUGGGUUUCAUCCAGAGUUUCACAUAUCUCCAAUGGCUGGCGUCCUUUUCCUGUCUAACCUCUCUUACCGGCAAUUUAACGCUACUGUACCUGUACUACCGCACCCGCAGCAUUAUAACACCCUUCAGCGUCGCCGUGAUCAACCUGUUGAUAUCCAACGUAAUCAGCGCCAUUUUCCAGCAGAACCCUUUUCUUCUGGGAGUGAAGAACCUGCUGUUGCCCAGUUACUGGCCGAAAUUCUGCACGUUCUUUCGGUUUGUGUCAACGGCCACCGGCCCGUUAAUUCCCGUGGCACAUAUGCUGAUCACGCUGAACCGGGUGUGCGCCAUAACGUGGCCCGUCUUCUAUCGUGCGCAGCACACCAAGAAAAUGGCCGUGCUGACUUGUCUGGGUAGCUGGAUUGUCGUGCAGUUGUAUGCCGUCCCGGCUAUCACCGUUGACGCUUUUCUGUAUCUGGAUCGCAUGGACAACAUCUACUGCACCUUUCGCGAUCCCACGCCGGUACAGACACAGUGGUUGCCGGCUUACAACUGGCUGUUCUAUGUUCUGCCAGAAAUGGCCGUCGCAGCAGCGUACCCGUAUUUCCUCUUCAAGAGACGCACACUCAAAACUUCGCCGAUGAACGCCAAUCCAGACUCCCAUCCGGUCCACACCAUAUCAAGCCAUAUAGGCUCGACACCGUCAUCAAAACAGGCAGCAGGAAAGCGUCCUUCCAUUCCCAUCACGCUACUCUCGCUGAUGACCUUUAGUAUUGUGAUCUGCUGGACGCCGAUGAACCUGUAUUUCCUUGCCGCACCGUACCUGAAUAGUAUGGCGUUCCUGCAGGUCUGCCGGAUGUUGAAGCUCAUCCAUAUGACGAUCGACCCCGUGAUAUUUGGAGCGGCAGUGCCGGAGCUGCGAACGCAGGCUCGCCAACCGUAUCGCUCGAUACGGACCUUCCAGAAGGCCCUGGAUGAAGUAUCAUGGGAAAAUUUUGCUUGGAUUAAGGAACAGCUGCCUCAAGAUCAGUUUUAA
Messenger RNA from Paramacrobiotus metropolitanus, 1041 nucleotides. RefSeq lists its product as uncharacterized. Gene Ontology annotation, cellular component: membrane. The transcript is spliced from 2 exons. Gene Ontology annotation, biological process: neuropeptide signaling pathway. The record is from RefSeq and is a predicted model, not a curated record. The coding region runs from base 1 to 1041 and encodes 346 amino acids. NCBI's taxonomy places the organism in Eukaryota, Metazoa, Tardigrada, Eutardigrada, Parachela, Macrobiotidae. Gene Ontology annotation, molecular function: G protein-coupled peptide receptor activity.